Clunio marinus is the source of this 219-nucleotide messenger RNA. The record is from the annotation of a GenBank genome assembly. Lineage: Eukaryota; Metazoa; Arthropoda; Insecta; Diptera; Chironomidae.
AUGAAAAUACCUAACUUGCGUUAUCUAAUGUUUAUCUUCGAGGUCUGCGGUUCAUGGUUCAUUCAAGAUCUCCGCGUUGAGGUCGAAGUGAAUGUAACAACUCAUAGUCUUUUACAUCUUCUAACGCACAUUAAUAUGAAGUUUUCAGAAAGGAAACGUGACGCAAAAGAAAUGUUAGGAUACAAAACAAAUUUUAUGCAUUUUAUCAAUGCUAGCUAG